This is a messenger RNA of Amblyraja radiata (thorny skate), 1254 nucleotides long. RefSeq names its product sialoadhesin-like. NCBI's taxonomy places the organism in Eukaryota, Metazoa, Chordata, Chondrichthyes, Rajiformes, Rajidae. The record is from RefSeq and is a predicted model, not a curated record. The transcript is spliced from 5 exons. Bases 1 to 1254 code for a protein of 417 amino acids.
AUGGUACAAACCAAUUUGUACGCCAAUAUAUACGGCCGUUACAAUGCCCCCAGAUCUGUUCUCCUGACCCUCUCUCCCUUCACGUUAUCUCCUGGAGUGAGUUAUCUAUCCCUCAGAUGUACAGUGGGGUCUAGUAAUCCUCCAGUUACAAGUUACAGGUGGCACCAGACUAGGUCUGGAUUAUCCCAGACGACUGAAACACAGACGUCUACAAACAAGAUCAACAUCGACCAACUAACUAAAGACACAGACUACUGGUGUGAAGCCGUCAAUUCAGUUGGACCAACGACCUCCGAGAAAACCAAGCUGCCCGUUUACGGGGGCUACGGCUGGGUGGUGUGGACCCCCGUCUCUGUCCGAGCCCGUGUCGGGAGUUGCGUGACCAUCCCGUGUCGCUUCCGUGUGCCCAGGAACACGCGUGGUCCCUGGACUGGCAUUUGGCUGAAAGACCACAACUACAGCGGCACACGCGUGUACUCCACCUCAGGCGACAGUGGGGCCGAUUAUAUACGACAGGUGCGCUUUCUGGGUAGCAUGGAAGAUCAAAACUGUUCAUUGAAGAUCCAGAACCUAGGAUCGUCGGAUAGUGGGAAAUAUUUCUUCCGCCUUGAAGGCUCAGAUAAAUGGUCGGAUCCCAUCGGCGUAAAUCUCCUAGUGUCAGGAGAGCCGGAAACACCGGAGAUUGGCGACCCAGGACAGAUGGUGGAGGGGAGGCCGGUGUCUCUGACCUGCUCCCUGCACAGUUACUGCGCGGACGACGUUCCUCUCUUCCUCUGGCAGCCCCAUCCCCUCCGCCCUGCCGUGACCCGCAUCGUUUACCAGGACCAGCACUGGAUCCACUCCAGCGAGGUGGAAUUCAUGCCCAGGUCCGAUCAAAGACAGCGCGUGGUUUCGUGCAAGGCCACAUUUGCUCCCAGGACCUCUUCCGUCCGAACAACGAGAUCGCUGGACGUCAAGUACCCACCCCGAAACGUCACGGUCUCGCUGAGAGUAAACGGGUUGAUCGACCGCAGCUUGAGUGAAGGGGACAGAGUUCUUCUCAGCUGUAGUUCAUCCUCAACGGAUCCACCAGUCCAGAGCUACACCUGGUACAGAAACGAAGCGGAAAUCCACAGAACAAGCAGUCACGAUCUCUGGUUUCCAUCCAUAUCCUACGCGGAUUUCGGGAAGUACAUGUGCCAAGCCACCAACGCAGUGGGAAGCAUCCGAUCUGAGGAAGUCACAGUGACCGGCAUGCGUGAGUAUCCCGCAUAG